Oncorhynchus kisutch (coho salmon) is the source of this 1239-nucleotide messenger RNA. Its product is annotated as maltase-glucoamylase, intestinal. Lineage: Eukaryota; Metazoa; Chordata; Actinopteri; Salmoniformes; Salmonidae. The record is from RefSeq and is a predicted model, not a curated record. Gene Ontology annotation, biological process: carbohydrate metabolic process. Gene Ontology annotation, molecular function: carbohydrate binding; alpha-1,4-glucosidase activity.
GUCUGGCCAGGUGUGGCAGUGUUUCCAGACUACACUAACCCCAGCUGUAAAGAGUGGUGGAUUGAUGAGUACGUCAGAUUAUUCAAAGAAAUCAAACAUGACGCUCUGUGGAUUGAUAUGAAUGAGGUGUCUAACUUCAUGAAAGGCUCCAUCAAGGGAUGUGAUGACAACAAUCUCAACUACCCUCCCUUCACUCCUAGUAUCCUGGAUGGGGUGUUGUACAGUAAGACUCUGUGUAUGGACUCAAAACAGACCUGGGGAAACCACUAUGAUGUCCACAGUCUCUAUGGAUACGCCAUGGUUCUAGCCACCAGAGAUGCUCUAGAGCGUGUGUUUGAGGGGAACAGGAGCCUGAUACUGACCCGCUCGUCCUUCCCUGGUGUGGGGAAGUACUCCGGCCACUGGCUGGGUGACAAUGCUGCUAACUGGAACGACAUCAAAUGGGCCAUACCUGGCAUGCUGGAGUUUGGCCUGUUCGGAAUCCCCUACAUCGGUGCUGAUAUUUGCGGUUUCUUUGACGACGUGUCAGAAGAGUUGUGUCGUCGUUGGAUGCAGGUUGGAGCAUUCUAUCCCUUCAGCCGGAACCACAACGCCCAGCAUUACAAGCCCCAGGACCCGGCAGCGUUUGGUGUAGACUCACUGCUGUUGAAUACCUCUAAACAUUACCUGAACAUCCGGUACACCCUUCUCCCCUACCUCUACACCCUCUUCUACAAGGCUCACACUACCGGGGACACCGUGGUCCGGCCCGUCAUGCACGAGUUCUACUCUGACAGUAACACCUGGACAGUGGACCGCCAGUUCCUCUGGGGGAAACACCUGCUCAUCACACCUGUACUGGACCCUGGGGUGGAGUGGAUCCAAGCCUACGUCCCAGACGCUGUGUGGUUUGACUAUGAAACGGAAGAGCGAAUUACAGUCCGUAAGCAGCAAGUUCAGAUGUACCUGCCUGCAGACAAGCUUGGUUUACACAUCAGGGGCGGAGCUAUUCUACCUAUUCAGAGACCUGCGGUCACAACUGUUUACAGCCGGCGUAACCCCAUGGGUCUGAUCGUUACGCUCGAUGACAACAACAGAGCAGCAGGAGAGCUAUUCUGGGAUGACGGAGACUCUCGAGGUAUUUUAACAAAGUCAGACGGAGUUAGUGUGUAUGUGUGUGUCGACAUGUGUGUGUCUAUAUGUGUGUGUCUAUGUUUGUGUGUAGGAGCACAACUUUUAGUUUAGAAGUGGGGGGGUAGC